Messenger RNA from Nothobranchius furzeri (turquoise killifish), 4542 nucleotides. RefSeq names its product tubulin alpha 5 (gene tuba5). Lineage: Eukaryota; Metazoa; Chordata; Actinopteri; Cyprinodontiformes; Nothobranchiidae. Gene Ontology annotation, biological process: mitotic cell cycle; microtubule cytoskeleton organization. Gene Ontology annotation, cellular component: microtubule; cytoplasm. The record is from RefSeq and is a predicted model, not a curated record. Gene Ontology annotation, molecular function: structural constituent of cytoskeleton; GTP binding.
CCCCCCCCCCCCCCAACAAGUGACAGCAAGCCUAAAACGUGACUAAAACAACAGUUUGAGUGAAAACCAGCCUAAUGGGGAAGAAAAGUUACCAUCGUUCCCUCCCACCCUCCAUCUAUCAACUCCUUCCUCCUCGAGUCCUGGAUCAGAACCAUCAGAGCGCCGACGUGGACCACCGAGGAACACCUCGAGCUGCGCUGUCUUUCACCCUCUGGAGCUUUACUCACCAAAUAUUCUCACUUUUACCUGCAGCAGCAUGCGAGAGUGCAUCUCCAUCCAUGUGGGCCAGGCAGGUGUCCAGACUGGAAAUGCAUGCUGGGAGCUCCUCUGUCUGGAGCAUGGAGUCGGCCCUGAUGGCGUUUUCCUGGAAGGUCCCACUGAACCAAAUUCUCGCCAAGAUCCAUUCAACACUUUCUUCAACACUGGAAGCUUUGGCCGUCAUGUUCCAAGAGCUCUGUACGUGGACCUGGAGCCCUCCGUCAUCGAUGAAGUGAGAGUGGGGAGGUAUAGAGGGCUGUUCCACCCUGAGCAGCUGGUCUCUGGGAAAGAGGAUGCAGCCAACAACUACGCCCGCGGCCAUUACACCGUGGGGAAAGAGUUCAUCGAUGGAGUCAUGGAGCGAGUUCGUAAAAUGGUAGAUCAGUGUACUGGUCUACAGGGGUUCCUAGUCUUUCACAGCUUCGGAGGAGGCACCGGCUCUGGCUUCACCUCUCUCCUUAUGGAGCGCCUCUCCUUAGACUAUGGCAAGAAAUCCAAGUUGGAGUUUGCGGUCUACCCAGCUCCACGAGUGUCCACAGCAGUGGUGGAGCCUUACAAUGCUGUCCUGACCACCCACACCACCCUAGAGCACUCUGACUGCGCCUUCAUGGUGGACAAUGAGGCCAUCUACGACAUCUGUCGCCGCAACAUGAACAUUGAGACUCCUGGUUACAUCAACCUCAACAGACUGAUUGGUCAGAUCGUUUCCUCCAUCACUGCCUCGCUGCGUUUUGAUGGCGCCCUAAAUGUUGACCUGACGGAGUUCCAGACCAACCUGGUCCCGUUCCCUCGUGUCCACUUCCCUCUUGUUACCUACUCGCCCAUCAUCUCUGCUGAGAAGGCCUACCACGAACAGCUGACCGUGUCUGACAUCACCAGUGCUUGCUUUGAACCGACCAAUCAGAUGGUGAAGUGUGACCCCCAGCGUGGAAAGUACAUGGCGUGCUGCGUACUCUACAGAGGCGACGUCCUCCCAAAGGACGUCAAUGCUGCCAUAGCCAGUAUAAAGACGCGACGCUCCAUCCAGUUUGUGGACUGGUGUCCUACUGGAUUCAAGGUUGGCAUUAAUUACCAACCUCCAACCGCCGUUCCUGGUGGAGACCUGGCCAAAGUCCAGAGAGCUGUGUGCAUGCUGAGCAACACCACAGCUAUUGCUGAGGCCUGGUCUCGUCUGGACCACAAGUUUGAUCUGAUGUAUGCCAAGCGAGCAUUCGUCCACUGGUAUGUGGGUGAAGGCAUGGAGGAGGGGGAGUUUGCAGAGGCCAGAGAAGACCUAGCCUGUCUGGAAAAGGAUUACGAGGAGCUUGGACGAGUGAGCUAUGAUUCUGAAAAUGAUGAUGAAAUCUGAAUCUUGUGAGGUCUUUGGAGUUAUUUUAUCAUGAUUUCAUCUUUGUUUUUCACGCUGGAGCCAAUCAGAGUGAGGCUGUUUCUCUCAGCCUCUUUUUAAUGCCAGAUUUAGUUUGGAAAUGAACUUUAAGCUAGAUUUGGAUUAGACUUUGAAAUAAACUUUGUCCUGGUGUUUUCUGUAUGACGCAUCAUAGACACAUAAUGACCUUUUAUAGUUUGUUUUUGUUUUAUUUGUGAAUUUGGUACAUGUACACAAAUCAACAUCUCACCACAUCCACCAGACACAUCACUCUACUUAACCUUGGGAAAAACGCGCAUGAAUGAAUUAAAAUCAUUUAUUACAACAUAAAAGGGCUGGGCAAUAAAUCAAUUCAAUUCAAAGAUACUUUAUUAAUCCCAGAGGGAAAUUAAAAGGCCUAAAAUCAAUAUCACGGUGUGUUUAGGAGUUCACCUCGACAACGAUAAAUGGACAAUAACUACAUGUAUGCACAAAAACAAAAGUUGUCCACUAGAUGGGGCUGUCACACGUAUUACGUUGAAUCAGUUUGAGUCAGUUGAGUCAAGUUGUCAUGUGACUCCUGGUGGUACAGCUUCCUAAAGAGACAGGAAGUGACCAACACACAUCUUUCCUUUUUUUUUUAUUACUGAAUUCAUUCACAUGGGGAAAAUGAUAUUGGUUAGAGUCAGAAAUAUUGAUAAUACAUUUUUAUUUAUUGCCCAGCCUUUCAACAUCGGAUACGUUUUGUUAAAUGAUCAUCAAAUAAGAUCCGAGAUUUUUAUGGUGUAACUAGAGAAAUCUAGCCUAGUGAACUAGACCAAAUUCUUGUUUUGCAAAGUUUGGUCUAGGAACGCUCCACUGGAAACUCUGCAGCCCCUAACAGCAUUCUGGCUGGCCAAUCACAGCUCUCUAGAGGGGUUUCAAACACAUAAAGAGCUGUGAUUGGUCCAUAAUGGUGAGCCAAUCAUUGUGCUCUAUCUCCUUAGUGAACAAAUCACAGAGCUUUAUCCGCUUUGUGGGCCAAUCAGGGCACUCUAUAUGCCUGGUGGGUGGGAUGAUGCAACAGAGUGAAACAAGAGUAUGGCCGUGUUCGAGAUAAGCCAGUUCUGCGCAGAUUAGAUCACCGGUGAUCGGCGAGCAGUGCUUGCCGGUUAGAUUUGUGUCUGACUUGACAUCGACUUGCUCUGACGUCAUGCCUACAUAGGCAACGAUAACCUCGUGAGAUCAAGGCAGCCGCAGAUUUUGGAGCAAGGCGCUGCAGUUGCUCUCCACCGGCUGCAAAACCUAGGGCAUGACGGGAAACGCCUGGCUCUCACCUGAUCUAAGUUCUGAUUGGUUCACAUUUUGAUCCAAACAUCCGGUGGUUGAAUGCAAAAUGUUAGUUGGUCACGUGUAUUCUUUAAAUCAUGUAACGUUGAUGAUGACAACUAUAUGGGCCAUAAAGAGGAAUGUGGUUUGUGUUCUUUUGUCACGUUUCCUAUGAGCACACUGAACCUAACCUUUGCUUAUUAUUACAGGCAGGUCUCCAUAUACAAUAUAUGAUAUCCACAAGCAUGUGAGGAUGUGUUUCGGUUGCUAACAGGCGCCAGAAUUAAAAUAAAUAAUUACACAAGUAUGAACUCUAACGCGAUAUCUUCAUCCAUCGUCACCCGCGAGCUAGCCUACACAUGUAGGGAAAUCUGUCCGACUCAAAUGCCGGCUUUCAGCCGCUCCCCCUGCUGCUUCUGUCUGCUCUCGUCUGUUUUCCAGGCGAGGCGAAGCUCAACUCAAACACGGCCUUUGUCACAUUCAUUGUCCAGUAGCAUGCGGAGAUCAUUUGAAAGACAACGGUAGAACCCGCCCCACAACCGAGAGCCGUCAAUGGAGCGUUGCCAGACUAAAUAAUACAUUUAUUCAGUCUGGCUUGCCAGGCUAGGAGAAAUCUAGAUUUGGGUCAGAUUUAUCUGUUAGAGAUAAUUCAGUGUUUUAAAUUAGUUUUAUUUAAAAAGUUUUAUUUUAAACAUCCACAGUUUGAAGAAAGGGGGGUUCUAACUGUUGUUAGUUACCUUGUCAUUUUAAUUUCCUAGGACCCUGUAUCUUCAUUUAAAGGCAUAAAUGUGUUUGAAUGUUCAAGAUGUUUUAGUUUUAAUGUUAAGUUUUACCUUUUAAAAUUAUUCAUUAGAUUUAACCCUUGAGUUUUUUUAACCCUGCUCUUUCCACUGCAUUCACACAUGAAGCACUAUGACUUUCUGAUUGGAGGUUUUUUCCACUCCUCAGACUAGCUGUUAGCUCAUCAAUCCAAUCAGAAGAAAUAUAUUUUUCUCCUAAAUGAGGCUGUUCAAACAACAGUUAAGAUAACAUAACCUUUCCACAGAAUCCCAGUAAAAAAUAACUUGGGCUUUCACAAAAAUGCCUUCCUUAAUCUCUUUUUCUGAUUUGAUCACAUUGAUUAUACACAAAUUAAACUUAUGAGUGAAGCCAGUGAUUUCUGUUGUUUAAAGUAUGAUGUAUUUGUGUUCAUCUUGAAUAAAUGAAAAUGAGAAUAUUUGGAUUACAUUUAUAUGAAACCUACAAAACUAUAGUUCUACAAUGGAAUUUUUAGCUUUAGUCAAGUAUUACAAUAACAGUUGAGGAAACAUUUUUAUGUUUCUGAGCUUAUUUAUACAAACUAUUACAGCAUUUUUCCUUGAAUAACUUAUAGUUAAGCUAUAUUUUUCUAGUAAAUCCAUCUGUGCUUAUCAUACAUGGGGAUGUGUCUGAUGUUUUUUUUUGUCAGGCAUUUUAACCUAUAAAGUUUAUUUGAAAGUUAACAGCAGAUUUAAAUGAUAAAUCACCCAAAAGCAGAAAUGGAAGAGUCUGAUUUGUGUGCAUUGUAUGUUUGGUUUAACUAGUGAAACAUGUCAGCUGAACAUAAUGUUGAGGAAAUUCUGUAUGAUUCAAUAAACCAUGACUAAGCCUGA